This is a messenger RNA of Elephantulus edwardii (Cape elephant shrew), 645 nucleotides long. Its product is annotated as actin-related protein 2/3 complex subunit 2-like. Gene Ontology annotation, molecular function: actin filament binding; structural constituent of cytoskeleton. Gene Ontology annotation, cellular component: Arp2/3 protein complex; actin cytoskeleton. Bases 1 to 645 code for a protein of 214 amino acids. The transcript is spliced from 2 exons. The record is from RefSeq and is a predicted model, not a curated record. Gene Ontology annotation, biological process: actin filament polymerization; Arp2/3 complex-mediated actin nucleation. Lineage: Eukaryota; Metazoa; Chordata; Mammalia; Macroscelidea; Macroscelididae.
AUGCCUGUGGGGUACAAUGUCUCUUUACUGUAUGACCUUGAAAAUCUCCCAGCCUCCAAGGAUUCCAUCGUGCAUCAGGCUGGCAUGUUGAAACGAAAUUGUUUUGCCUCUGUCUUUGAGAAAUACUUCCAGUUCCAAGAAGAAGGCAAGGAAGGAGAGAAUAGGGCAGUUAUUCAUUAUAGGGAUGAUGAGACCAUGUAUGUUGAGUCUAAAAAGGACAGAGUCACAGUAGUCUUCAGCACAGUGUUCAAAGAUGAUGAUGAUGUGGUCAUUGGAAAGGUGUUUAUGCAGGAAUUCAAAGAAGGACACAGAGCCAGCCACACAGCACCACAGGUCCUCUUCAGCCACAGGGAGCCUCCUCUCGAACUGAAGGACACCGAUGCUGCUGUGGGCGACAACAUUGGCUAUAUCACCUUCGUGCUGUUCCCUCGACACACCAACACCAAUGCCCGAGACAAUACCAUCAACCUGAUCCACACGUUCCGGGACUACCUGCACUACCACAUCAAGUGCUCUAAGGCCUAUAUUCAUACACGUAUGCGGGCAAAAACAUCUGACUUCCUCAAGGUGCUGAACCGUGCACGCCCAGAUGCCGAGAAAAAAGAAAUGAGAACAAUCACGGGGAAGACGUUUUCAUCCGGCUAA